UAUUCGAUUUCAAAAAUCCGAAUACUAUGGUGAAACCUAUCAUUCAUUUCAUAUUCGCUCUUACUAUUGCAUCUUAUUUAUUGUUGAUAUCUGAAGCGUUACCGAGAGGAUGGCCAGAAAUAGGUGAAGGUAUGUGUCGCUGUCCUGGUGACAGAGAUCCUGACUGCCACUGUCUUCCUCCGGCCGAAGAUUAUCAAGUUCGUACUACUACUACUCCAGCGAUUAGUCCUCCAAUAGAACUUACUAAGCGCUGCAAUAGAAACUCUGAUUGUAAUGGAGUAUGCCCUCAAACGUGCAAAUACAAAGUGUGUAUUUCCGAUCAUGCAAGUCAUUACGCUACAUGUCAUUGUUAUAUAUGUUGAUUAAUGCAAAUUCGCCGGAUGUAUGAUUAAUUAAUUGAAGAAUAAAUUGUCGUGCUUAUA
Brassica oleracea var. oleracea is the source of this 422-nucleotide messenger RNA. RefSeq names its product defensin-like protein 268. Lineage: Eukaryota; Viridiplantae; Streptophyta; Magnoliopsida; Brassicales; Brassicaceae. Bases 27 to 362 code for a protein of 111 amino acids. The transcript has 2 exons. The record is from RefSeq and is a predicted model, not a curated record.